CUUUUUAUGAUCUUCAGAAACGAUUCAAGUUACAAAUAGUAUUUAUUGUCAAAACGUGAAAAUUUGUAUAAGAGAAUUGUGACUACGCGAAUUUUAUAAUUCCAGACGAAUUAUAGCGCAAUUAAAUACGCUAAAAAUUGGCAAAUAGCAAAGCAAUUAAUAAAUUCGGAAAAACAUAAAUUUUUUAGUAACGUAAUUUCAAUUACGUAAAUUAGUUAGUAGUAAAGUAAUAUCCAAACAAAUAAGAAUGGUUGGAAUCAAAAGUUUGCGGGAAAAGCACGCAGCUCGGCAGCCAGCAAAUCUUAUAAUGGCACCGAAGCCAGUACAUCCGCGCGCCGUCCGAACACACGGCUUCUUCGGUGUCUCAUUUGUGCGUCAACAUAUGGUCAUUGAUGAUCGCUGGACACCCACCUCCUUGACGGAGCAAUUCAAUUGCAUGGCUGACUUAUUAUCAAAGCGUUUGGUUUUCAAAAAGCUAGAAGCGGCAGCUAAUCACAAGCGUUACAUACGCGAAAACCGCAAUUUGAAACGUCAAUGCCGCGACGGACGUACAAAGCUCUCCAAUGUGCUCUACGGCGAUAAUACCAAGAAGAUACGAAAUUUUCUCAUCAACCACAAGGAUAUGCAGCGCUUGUAUCAGAAGAUGCCCGUUGAAUUGGUUGUGGACAAUAUCAAUCAGCGCACAUUUGUAAUGCGUAAGGAGCGGGAUCGCUUAAAGUUUCGACUGGAUCAGUUGAAGAAUGUAUACAAGGAAAAAUUGCUCGAGCGCGCUGUUUUGCAAAAUCGCAUCAAGUACGAGAACGAGUUCGUAUUGGAGGAGGAGUUGAAGUCACGCGUUUUUCGCAAGAAAAUUGAGAACUCCAACGUACGCUUAAAGGCGAUAAAAACUAUUAAUGGCACUUACAGGAAGAUGAUCCAGGUGCUGCGACACGAUGGCAUUUUUUAUGAGCCAAUUUUGCGUUCGCUCAGCCAAGACAUUGAGGAUCAAUCAAAUUUUAUUAAACACAUCUUGUAUUUGGGCAUGCCGGCGAUUGCGAAGUUCAAGGAACUUAGUGAGGAGUAUAGGCAAAUGGAAGAUAAAUCGCGUAAAAGUAUGCAAACUAAACUGCAAAUGAUGUCUCAAUACCGCAA
Molecule: messenger RNA, 1131 nt
Organism: Bactrocera latifrons
Lineage: Eukaryota; Metazoa; Arthropoda; Insecta; Diptera; Tephritidae
Source: RefSeq, a predicted model, not a curated record